This is a messenger RNA of Haliotis rufescens (red abalone), 342 nucleotides long. RefSeq names its product sperm protamine P1-like. The coding region runs from base 1 to 342 and encodes 113 amino acids. Lineage: Eukaryota; Metazoa; Mollusca; Gastropoda; Lepetellida; Haliotidae. The record is from RefSeq and is a predicted model, not a curated record. The transcript has 4 exons.
AUGAAUAGUAGAAGUAACAUGAAUAGUAGAAGAAGAAACAGAAGUAGUAGAAGCAACAUGAAUAGUAGAAGAAACAGAAGUAGAAGAAAUAGAAGUAGUAGAAGUAACAUGAAUAGUAGAAGAAACAGAAGAAGUAGAAGAAGAAACAGAAGAAGUAGAAGUAACAUGAAUAGUAGAAGAAAUAGAAGUAGUAGAAGUAACAUGAAUAGUAGAAGAAACAGAAGAAUUGGCUACCACGAGGCUAUGUACACGGGAAACUGGCUUGACGUCGACCCCGAGAGACAUAUGCUGGUCGUGCGGGGCUUAAUUGAUCGGGUGGCGAGGCUCAGUGACUUGGGUUGA